Molecule: messenger RNA, 1551 nt
Organism: Aspergillus niger
Lineage: Eukaryota; Fungi; Ascomycota; Eurotiomycetes; Eurotiales; Aspergillaceae
Exons: 1
Coding region: 1-1551 (516 amino acids)
Biological process (GO): protein dephosphorylation
Molecular function (GO): protein serine/threonine phosphatase activity
Source: RefSeq, a predicted model, not a curated record
AUGUUCACCUCAUUUGGUGGGGCGCGAACGCGUCUACUACGCGUGCCCACAACAUCACCAAUCCGUCACCAAGGCUUAGUCCCACGGAACCAGAACCACCCUAGACAUUCCCAUUCCCACUACUCGACUAAAGGCGCAUCAUCCACCCCAUCCAAUAAGCCCCGCAGGAUUGCAUUAGCUAGUGCACUUUGUGCGCCUGCAGUAUGGUGGUUCACUACCAACACAGACACGAGUAAUACACCACCUACUAGCCACAAAAAUGGCAAUACAACGACCAAUACAAACACAGCCAAUGAUGCUCCAUGUCUUCACCACCCACCAUCAGCACAUCACUGGUUCGCGGAGACAGGUCUCUCGGAAGAAGAUGAAGUAACGCGGCUUAUAUCGCGAGAUGCGUACUCUUUUCCCGUGAGGAAUGUCCCCGGCGUGAGCAGAUAUGAUGGCGUGCAGGUGGGUUCGAAUGACCCGUGCGAGGACCGGUUCGUGCAUGGGAAGUUUGCGGCGCCGUGGGGUGAUGCCAGUCAGGGGCCGUGGAUGGCGUGGGGGGUGUUUGAUGGACAUUUGGGAGGUCAGAUGGCUGAGGUGUUGAGGGAGAGGUUGUUGGGGUUUGUGCGGUAUAGAUUGGGGUUGCUGAGUGCUACUGGAGGUGAUGUAAGUGAGGAGGCAGUUCAUCGUGCCAUUAUGGAUGGAUUUGUGAGUCUCGAUGACUCUAUUGUCAAGGGUGCGAUGGAGUUGCCGGAGAGUGAGAUGUCGUUGGCAGAAAAGGUAAAGAGACUUGCUCCUGCUUAUGCAGGCUCUUGUGCUUUGCUCUCGCUGUAUGAUCCUGCAUCGCGCAUGCUGCAUGUCGCAUGUACUGGUGAUUCACGUGCGGUGCUGGCUCGAAAAGGAGCUGAUGGGAAAUGGGAAGCCAUCCCUCUGUCUGUGGACCAGACUGGCAAGAAUGAAGAUGAGAUUGCCAGACUUCAGGCGGAACAUCCAGGGGAAGAUGACGUGGUCAAGGGUGGCCGCGUGCUGGGUCUUGCGGUCUCGCGCGCUUUCGGCGAUUGUCAGUGGAAAUGGCCGUUGGAGUUUCAGGAGGAUGUGCAGAAAAGGUUCUAUGGUCCGGCGCUGCUGACGCCGAGAUAUCCGGUUCACACGCCGCCCUAUUUGACGGCGGAGCCGGUGGUUACUAGCACUAGAAUAGGAGAUGGAGAGCCGGCGUUUCUGAUCAUGGCGACGGAUGGACUGUGGGAUAUGAUGUCUAGUCAGCAGGCCGUCGAUUUGGUGGGGAAGUGGUUGGAGGGAGAUGACAAGAGCAGCAGGCCCGGGAUGAAGUCUCCUGGACGAUUUGAUUUUAGCCGGUUUUGGAAUGGAGUGGAUUGGCGAUUUGUCGAGGGACGGACUGCCGUUCAGGAUGAGAAUGCAGCUGUGCAUUUGGUGCGCAAUUCUCUUGGAGGGAAUCAUCAUGAGAUGAUAGCUGGUCGGCUUGCUUUUAGCUUUCCGGCUUCCCGGCGGGUAAGAGAUGAUGUGACUGUGCAGGUGGUCUUCUUCCAUGAAGGUCCACAUAAAUGA